GAAAUGUUGUGGUGAGAGGAUGCUGAAUCUGCCACUGAAUGCAGAUGGUUACUCCAAACUUGUUGGCCAAGUCUCUAGCAUUGGGAAAUGAGGAAUACCUUGAUUAAGAUGAAACUCAUGAACCUGAGCAGGAAGUGGUUUGUGAGCUUUUCAAGAUAGGAACUGCACAAGCCAGUUCAAAAGAGUUCCCAGCAAUAUCUGGUACAAGCUACAGCAGAAAAAUUAGUGCAAAGGACUCAGCCACAGAGAGUGAGCCACUUCUCUGCUCUCUGAAUUUUCCAGAUGUACCAUGGGACUGCUUCUUCCUCAUACAUAAUAGUAGAACUCACUGCUCUGUGACCUGCAGUGGAGGGCAGCAUUGAAGCAAAGGAUUUAUUAAUGAAAUAUGAUGAGGUAUGUACAUUUGAUCUUCCUGUCUCCCUUCCUCUCGGUUUCCAUGACAUCUGAAACAUUUGAUGCAAUGGAAGGUGAGGCUUUAGUUAUAAAAUGUCCCCGAUGGAAUUCAUCUUUGAAAGUCACCUGGUAUCACACGAAUACUAAUAAAAUAAUUCCUGCAGAAGAAGAGGGAUCACGAAUAUUUUCCUUAGAACGAUUUCUUUGGUUUCUGCCCAGUUCUAGAGAGGAUGCUGGAAACUACACUUGUGUUAUACAUUUUUCAAAUAAUCGCACAAAGUCAUUCAACAUGAAUGUGCAGGUGCAUCCAUACAAACCAGGAGUAUGUUUCCCAAGCCAGAUUCGUUACCCAAAUGACACUGGAAGAGGAAAAAUUGUUUGUCCUACAAUUGACAAUUAUAAGAAUGCUACUAUCAUCCAGUGGUAUAAGGACUGCAAACCUCUUCAGGGACAGAGAUACUUCAAAAAUGAUAAAUAUAUUUUUAUUGCCAACCCAAGAAAGGAGGAUGAUGGUUAUUAUACUUGUCAGUUUACCUACACUCAUAAAGGAAAUGUGUUUAAUGUAUCAGCAACAAGGAUUUUCAUAAGUAAGGAAAAACAUUCACCUCUGCCUCCUCAAAUUUUGUUUCCAAAGGAUAAAGGUGUCAUAGAAGUGGAGCUUGGUGCCACUUUGUCUCUGAAAUGUCAGGCCCGCUUGGGGAUUAAGAAACAGGCAUUGGCUUCUGUCACAUGGGAUGUAGAUAAUAUUCCAGUGAAAUACUUAGGUUUGUCAAGAUUUCAUGAAAAAACUCAUUUUUUUGAAGGACGUCAGCACGAAUUUUACAGAGAGACCGCUUUACUUAUUACUGAAAUAAAAAAGGAAGAUCUGCAGGCAAAUUUCACGUGUGUAGCAGUGAAUGAAAUGCAGAACACAAAAGUCACAGUGACGUUACGACUCAAAGCACAAUAUGAGGGGGUUCUUCCUAACGUCCUCUUGAUCGUAGGAUCUCUAGUUCUGCUAGUUGCAAUAGCAGUAUCUGUUACACUUUAUCAGGCCUUCCGAGUUGACAUUGGCCUAUUGUAUCGGGAGAUAUUUCAGCCCUACCCAGUCAAGGACGAUGGGAAGAUAUAUGAUGCAUAUGUUAUUUACCCCAAAAGCCACGCCAAUGAAGCUAAUUUUGUGGAAUAUUUUGUUUACCAAAUCAUGCCUGAUAUUCUAGAAAACAAAUGUGGAUAUAAACUGUGUAUUUAUGGGAGAGAUAUAUAUCCUGGAGAAGAUACAGCCAGUGCAAUUGAGAAGAGGAUGCAGAAGAGCAGACGGCUGAUCAUCCUUCUGACAAACCAGCUGAUUAAUUGUAAAGAAUAUGCUUAUGAUCAACACAUCGCUUUAUACAAUGCUCUCAUUCAAAAUGAUAUAAAGGUGAUCCUGUUGGAAAUGGAGACAAUCGGGACUUAUGAGAAGCUUCCUGAGUCCCUUAGGUUUAUUAUUAAGCAGCAAGGCACCGUCAAAUGGAAAGAGCAGCACACUGUGCACCCACAGUCAUCUAAUUCUAAGUUCUGGAAACAGGUGAGGUACCAUAUGCCACUGAGACCCAAGUCCUCAUACUCGGCUAAUGCCAGAUGAAGAGUCUGAAAAUACUGUUACGCUGUCAGGAUGGACCACAUGCCAACAACUCUUUCCUUUCAGUAGGUACACAAUUUUACAGUCUGGCAGUCUGGCUGCAUUUUUGAACUUUUUUCAUUCCUUCAUGAUGAUAAGGUAAACUGAUGGAAGAGGUCUGGGGAACUAAGGGAAGUUUUUAUGGGUGUGAAAGUUCUGUAAAUAACUCAUUCUAGGCUGUGUGCAGAAGUUUGCAUGUCGCAGGAAACAAAAAGUACCUAUGCUCUUUCUGUAUGUUGUUGUGCAUGUAACUGGAAGUUAUGACUCCGAAUAAGUGAAUACCCUGCAGGUUUGCUUUACCUUUCUAAUGCUGUUGAUCAAACAUAAAUAUCUCCUGUAUUAUUUCAUUAGAAAGUAUAAUGUGUAUUAUGCAACCAGAAAGCAUAAUGUUGUGCUUUUGUUAUUUUUUUCCACCACUUAUUUGUUUUUGAUUCAAUAGUAAUAGUCAUACCAUGAAAUUCUAUUUUUCCUUAGUACGGAUGCCUUAGUAAAGGCUCUUUUGAGACUGAUAUGAAUACAGCAUUUACAAGAAAUGCAGUGUUAAGGGAAAUAAAUGCACUGAUGUAUGUGUAUAUGCAUUUUUUUAUAUUUUUAAAAUACAUAUUAAAAUCAAUCUCACACAAAAGAGAGAUUUUAAAUUUUUCAGGUACAACAGACCAUGCUGUUACUGUUAUUAUAUCCAGAGAGAAAAAAGAUCUUAAACUUUAGGGUGUAUUUUGUAUACUGAUAGCAUUUCUUCAAGCUGCUGGAAAAAGAGACUAUAUUUUUGUAACAGUAUCCACUUUUUAUUUUUCCUCUGCUUUGACCUUAUGGUUAGUUAUACUUUUUUCUGAUAGGGAACACCUUGAGAUGCAAAGGUCAGAGCCAAAUCUCCUCCUAGUUCAAGGGAGUAUGAAUAAAAUGGGUUCUAGUACAGAUGUCCUUGCAAACUUUUAUCUUUUUAUCUUCUUAAAACCAGAAAUUUUCUUACUGUCAGAAAAGGCUUAGUUUUGAGCUUCAGGCUUGCUACCGAAUGAACUUAAAAAACGAAAAUUAGAUGCAGAACACCUAAUGUUACGAAGUCCAGGCUUACAGAACAGGCAAGUCCUUUCCUUUCACUGCAAGUUUUUAUAGAAUGUGGAAUUUCAGACUUAUGGAAAGCUAUUUGUAAUAGGAAAAAUAUGUAUGCAAUAUAUGUAGAGAUUCUUUUUCAACAUUAAAUUAAAAGAUCUAUGGCAAACUAAACAGGA
Messenger RNA from Falco peregrinus (peregrine falcon), 3261 nucleotides. RefSeq names its product interleukin 1 receptor like 1 (gene IL33R). The transcript is spliced from 13 exons. Lineage: Eukaryota; Metazoa; Chordata; Aves; Falconiformes; Falconidae. Gene Ontology annotation, molecular function: interleukin-33 binding; interleukin-1 receptor activity; interleukin-33 receptor activity. Bases 386 to 1996 code for a protein of 536 amino acids. Gene Ontology annotation, biological process: signal transduction. The record is from RefSeq and is a predicted model, not a curated record.